AUGCCAACAUUUUCAGAAUAUUUUGUCCAUAAUGCUAUUCCGCCUCCAGCCACUUCAUCGUUAUUUUCUUCAUCAAAAAAUGGUUUUGGACAUUAUCGUCGCUUUAAUAGUAAUGUAGCUUAUGCUCAAUGUUAUAAUCCACUUUGUGGUGGUGGCGAUUUGCAACAACAUCCAACCCUUUUUGCUGACCAUUUUGCCGGUACUCUUAUACCAAUGAGCAAUAUUUGGCCCUUUUGUCAUCAUUGUUCCAUGAAUCUUAAAAGAUCAUCCUGGCAACAACCAGCUGCAACACAACAUUGGCCGGCAGAUACAACGUUCUUCGCACUACCAGGAACUUCUGCAUAUGUUGCUAAACCAAGAUUGGACAUACAGUGUGAUACUUCUCCCUUUCCAAGCGAUAUUAGUAGUAGUAGUACAGCUAAUACUGACUAUGCUGAUUCCACUAGCUCUGGAAUUGGUUCUCAUGAUAAUUACUAUCAACAGGAGGAGUCUGGAUAUCUCCCAGGUCAUAUAGCAGUUGCUUCAUCUCAUGUAGCAGUUGCUUCAUCUUCUGACAGCAGCAGCUCUUCACCGCCACAAAUUAUUUUCCUAGGUGAUAGUGACCCUGAAAAUUUGCGUCACAACGCUGCUGGAACAUCAUCAUUGGCAGAUUUUUGUGAUUACGACUUUGCUAGCGCUGUUAAGCAAAAGCCUCAAUUACAGCAGGUCCCAAAAUAUUCCUUACAGUCAACCGGGUUACUACCACAAGUUUCUUCAGACGUGUCGCUUAGAUCAUAUCAAGCAUGUUACCCUUCUGCUAUAAAAUUAUGCACCUUACGAAAAAGAUAUUUAGCGAAAAAAGGGAAAGGCUUAUCGACCGCCAAUCUCCGAUUUGGAACUGGCGCAAGAUCCGAAAGCAUUAUUACUCCUGCUGCUAAUUGCUUUCGUGUUUAUCAGUUUCCUAAUCACUUCUUGCCAUUAAGAAUUGAGACUUACAUCCAUUGUUUAGAAAGGUAUGUUAUUCAUGAAUUCUAA
This is a messenger RNA of Loa loa (African eye worm), 1014 nucleotides long. RefSeq lists its product as hypothetical. Lineage: Eukaryota; Metazoa; Nematoda; Chromadorea; Rhabditida; Onchocercidae. Bases 1 to 1014 code for a protein of 337 amino acids. The transcript has a single exon. The record is from RefSeq and is a predicted model, not a curated record.